UCCUUUGGUUUGGGUUGGUCCUGGCGGCUGUUCGUCUAGAGCGCGCGGUAGGUUUUUGCGACGGUAAAAAUAUUGUAUGUACGGGCAAUCCAACGGCCCAGAGCAGCCGGUUUUACCAAAGUGCAAUCGCUUCUCUCCAACCCUGCCUCCCGAAGGCUGCAGCCAUGCGGCGGCACUACGCCGAGCUCCUCCGCCGCGCCGCCUCGCUGCCGUCUCUCUCGCUGGUGGCCUCCCUCCACGCCGCCGCGCUCCGCCGAGGCGCGGUCCUCGUCCCCUCGCUCAUCCACGCCUAUUCCGCCUGCGGCGACCCAGCCUCCGCGCUCAGCGUGUUCGACGGAUUGCCCGCACAGGAGCGGACGCUCUCUGCGCGCACCGCGCUGGCCAGCGCCAUGUCCGCGCACGGCAGGUGCCGGGAUGUGCUCGGCCUGUUCCGCGGACGGGAGGGGGAGAUGGACGACAAGGCGGUGACGGUGGUCCUCGCCGCGUGCGCUAGGGCCGGGAUGGUCAGUGAGGGGAGGGAAGUCUUCGCGAGGGUCAGGAGGCCAGCAUUGCAGCACUACACGUGCAUGGUGGAGAUGCUCGGACGUGCCGGGGAGGUCGAGGAGGCAGAGGGGCUGCUGGCGCGGAUGGAGGCACGCCCGGACAGGGUCAUCUGCAUGGUGCUGCUCGCCUCGUGCCGGGCGCAUGGCCGUGUCGAUGUGGCUGAGAGAGUGGCUAGGUUGAUGAGCGAGUAUGGCAUUGUAUGAAUUUUGGCAUAUUGAUCAGUUGACAAACUGGCCAUUGUGUUAGGCUGUUAGCCCAAAAUCAGUGAUCAAAACCAUUGUGUUAUGGAGCUGAUAACACAUAGUUUGGUUGACGGCAAGGGUGGUUCCUGAAGUUCAUGCAGUAAUGCAGUACAACACAAGCACCUGGUCGGUGAGAUCUGAAUUUUGUAGAAGUCUAUGUUGCAGUGGACGAACCACAUGAGCGCCAGCACACUUCACUGCUUGAACAGCACAAUUCGAAGGCAUCUAUCAGAUUGCUAUAAAAUGAGUAACGUCGGUACUAUAGACCAUCUGCAGUGGAAUGCCCGUCAGUUUCUCAGUUGUCGACUUCUAAGCUCUCUGAUUAGCUUGAUGAUGGGUGUACAUUUCUGGACUGUAAGCUGUCAAGCUUAAUGGAGCCCGGCAGUCCGUAAUGCAACACAAAGAGAAGUCGCCAAAGUUAAUAGUCGAACCUGUCAGCAGUUUCGAUCAAAUUUUGUCGAAGCUGGAUGUGGUGGGAACUAUCAAAAUACAGGAAGUCUGCUUACUGAGUUUUCGCUGUUUUGCAUCUUUCAUCACAAAGUUGCAAAUCCGGUAACCUAUAAAACGAGGCGUUGUCUAUUUUUUAGGUGAAUCUAAGAAAUGGAGCUGUGAUUUUCAAGAACCUGCUGUGAGAUCUGCUAGGAUUCAGUUGCAGAGUUCUGACAUUUUCUCACGAUGGAGACUGUACCUCCUGCUAUGGUUUCAGUUCGCCGAGCAUAGAACAUCUGCCAAAUGGUUAGUCUCUUCUCUACUGUGUCCGCUGCCACAGCAAUCACCGCAUCUUAUUCUGAACAUAUGUGCAAUGAUGCUUGAGCAAAUUAGCUCUCUGAUGUAAACCCUCACGUUGAUGCAAAAACAUCCAUCAUGCACGCGACACGUGGGCGCGAGGGAAUGCCGAGUUGGGCAUUGCUGGCAACAGACAAAACAAGUUCAACCUGGUUGGGAAACUAGCAGGAGAAAUUGAAGUGUCACUGCAUUUUCAUGUACAACCACGAGCAGCUUGUGGCUGUCGGAGCAGCCCUUCCCUGUGCCAGACACUUGCUACACCGGUGCCGACAGACAGAUGGAGACGAUGGAUGAACGAGCAACCGGUGGCUGGCAGCCAAGGCAAGGAAGACCAUCCAGCGGCAUCGUCGGAGGAAAUACUGACCGUGAACUCAUCCGUCAUGGCGUUCUCCUGAUCUGCGGAAUGUACCGAUGGAUUCCGAUCCCCUUGUCGCAGGUGCCGUUUGCUCGACGGCUGUCUGCCAAGAAGAGCACGGCCGUUGCUUUCGGUUUGCCGACUGGGGCUGGAGUGCAGGGCGUGCAAAGGUCCAAACUGAGCGCUGCCGUGCCAAGCUACGGUUAGCGUUGCUUUCACCCUUGGUCUCUUCGUGUUUAUCUGAUUGCACUGCAAUGCCGCAUGCAUCCGGUGUUUGUCUACUUCCGUGUCUUUCUUUUGCUGGCUGUCGACAAGUCAUGUAUUUUGCCUUUCCGAACUGAAGUCGAAUUACCUUGCACGCAAGGAGCGUGGAAUUCAGUCUGUAUAUUUUCUUGAUUUUCCUGAUAUAGUAAU
This is a messenger RNA of Triticum aestivum (bread wheat), 2340 nucleotides long. RefSeq names its product pentatricopeptide repeat-containing protein At5g15340, mitochondrial-like. The coding region runs from base 165 to 746 and encodes 193 amino acids. Gene Ontology annotation, biological process: RNA modification. Gene Ontology annotation, molecular function: RNA binding; protein binding. The record is from RefSeq and is a predicted model, not a curated record. Lineage: Eukaryota; Viridiplantae; Streptophyta; Magnoliopsida; Poales; Poaceae. The transcript has a single exon.